This is a messenger RNA of Caenorhabditis sp. 36 PRJEB53466, 312 nucleotides long. NCBI's taxonomy places the organism in Eukaryota, Metazoa, Nematoda, Chromadorea, Rhabditida, Rhabditidae. The record is from the annotation of a GenBank genome assembly.
AUGCGUCCCUCGCUGCUCGUCCUUCUCGUCUUCGUCAUUUCUGCGGCUUUCGGUUCGUCGUCUUCUUCCUUUAAGUCGUUUCACACCAUUUGUUUUCCAGCUCAAUUCGCUGACUCGUCUUCUUCUGAACUGACUGAAUCUGAUUCUUCGGACCCUUCGGAAUCUGAAGAGGUGCAGGUCGAAAUCGUUGAAGGAUCCGGAUCCGGAGAUGCUCCACUGAAGCUGAGUAUUCUCGGAGUCCUUCCUGGUCCAGGAGAUAUCCGUAAGAAGAGAAGCCUUCCGGGCUUCUUCGAUAUCCAAAAGAAGCGUUGA